AUGGAAACAAAAUAUCACGAAAUCGUUCUUUCUGCUGCCAUGAUCGAAAACAAACCUAUUGAUAUUGCAUUGAUUCAACCUUAUCCAAAUAUGGCACCUUCCCAUGUCUUCGACGGCUCCCCUAAAAAUAGACGUGUAAGAACUUCAUACUCAGCGUCUCAACUAUCUACUUUGGAAAAGGAGUUUUAUCUUAAUAGCUACCUUUCAAGGCCCAGAAAAAUCGACAUCUCCCAACGUUUGGGUCUCAACGAAAGACAAGUUAAAGUGUGGUUCCAAAACAGAAGAAUGAAACAAAAAAAGGACAACGCCAAGGCUACCGCAUGCAGUAACUCGAGAUACUCCAGUGGCCACAGCAGUCCUGUAUCAAGCGACGCUGGAACUCCUCGACAUGAUUCAUCAUCCGAAGAAGAUAAGCAUAUUGUAAAUAAUUUACUUAACUACGCACCUGCAGCAAUAAAACAAAACAUCAGGCCCGUUCCAUCUCAUGAUCCUUAUAGGAAUAACUAUGAACUCCCAAAUUUGCCAGCUUACAAUCCUUUUGAAGGUUUUUAUAACCAGUAUCAACCCUAUGUCACCCAUAACCAAGUUUCAACAGUACAAGUGAAUGAGGCUCCCAAACAAUCUACUAGCAAUGAAAGUUUGAAUAUGAAGUACCCAUCGGUACCAGAACAGAUAGCCAAAUGGAUGAUUCUCCCCACCAUUUUGGAAGACAGGUAA
Brassicogethes aeneus is the source of this 717-nucleotide messenger RNA. NCBI's taxonomy places the organism in Eukaryota, Metazoa, Arthropoda, Insecta, Coleoptera, Nitidulidae. The record is from the annotation of a GenBank genome assembly.